Messenger RNA from Photinus pyralis (common eastern firefly), 819 nucleotides. RefSeq lists its product as uncharacterized. Gene Ontology annotation, cellular component: endomembrane system. The coding region runs from base 27 to 788 and encodes 253 amino acids. NCBI's taxonomy places the organism in Eukaryota, Metazoa, Arthropoda, Insecta, Coleoptera, Lampyridae. The record is from RefSeq and is a predicted model, not a curated record. The transcript has 2 exons. Gene Ontology annotation, biological process: vacuolar proton-transporting V-type ATPase complex assembly.
AUUAGGGAUUAAUACAACAAAUCAAAAUGAAGGCAGCUCUUAAUAAUUCGUCAAUCACAAUCCUCCCUUCUGAAAAGUUAAUUAAACGAAUCCGUUCUUUGCAUCAGUAUGACGAUGCUCCACCAAACAUUUGUGCCAUGCGUGCAACUAAGCCAAAAUCUACAAGUGAUCCUCUAUCCAUUCCAGAUACCGUGCUUACAGAAACUGAUCGAACUUUUAUCGAAAGUCUCAAGUUAGAGCCAGUUGUCAUCGACACCUACGAUGAAGAAUGCAACAAUAUGAAAUCCACAUUACUGCUCUCCGAUCUCAUAUGGUUAUCUAAUAAGUUACACAUGGAAAAUUGCUACUUGCACGAUUUGUUGUUAGGUUCCGAAGUAAUUCUGCCGAAAAAUGACGAAAUUCCUCGCAAUGAGGAAUUGGACGCUAGAUGCUCACGAUUGAAAAUUCAACAAGAGAAUCGGGAGUACAAAGCAAUAACCAAAAAUGUGGAUAACGUUACAAAACCUCUCCCAGAAGAUACAAUUGCUUAUCAAAUAAAGCAAAUUAACAAGCAGCUUAUUGCCGUUUUCCAAUUUAUUGUGUCGGUACUAACAGGAUUCCUGUUUGGAUUUCAUGGGAUCGAGUUACUGGUGGGAACCUUAGAUUUUGGCUUCCGUCUACUGCUUGGUGUUAUUUGCAGCCUUACCAUUGCGUUAGCGGAAUUGUACUUUUUGGCCAAGACGCUGAAUGAAGAUUAUCGUCAAGAAGUACAAGUAGAAAAUCGAAGUGGACAUUCCAAACUUCAUUAAUAUGUUUUUAUAGUAGUUUUAUUAAGUGUUC